Messenger RNA from Syngnathus acus (greater pipefish), 3595 nucleotides. RefSeq names its product WD repeat domain 44 (gene wdr44). The transcript is spliced from 21 exons. The coding region runs from base 252 to 3002 and encodes 916 amino acids. Gene Ontology annotation, molecular function: protein binding. Lineage: Eukaryota; Metazoa; Chordata; Actinopteri; Syngnathiformes; Syngnathidae. The record is from RefSeq and is a predicted model, not a curated record.
ACGCAAAGACGCAAUUUUUCAUCUCGGAAGAUAUUCUGAUUGCAAAUAAGUCAAUGAUAUCAGGCUUCUUGUAUACAAGUGGCAGUUUGGUUCAAUAUAAUAGUAGACUUGCAGCAUGACGCUAUGAUGUAGCUCUAGUUGCGAUCAGUGUAACGUAAUGCUCUGACGUUGACAGAAAAGUGUUUUCCGAACAAGUCAAGACCAAGCCCUUUUCGUUUAGCAGCUUUCUGGUGUUUAAACUGGCUAGCUCAAUGGAGAGAUCAUUUCAUGUUAGCAUGGCGUCAGACACGAGUGACACGGACGAGUUCUACGAUGCUGCAGAGGACGUGCAUUUCAGCCCAUCUCCCCAAGUGUCUCCUGCAAAGUUUGUUAUUCCAUCACCUAAGCUCUCGCAUAGAUCCGAUGAAGAUGAGAGCUGCGGAGCGGCUGCCUCUGGGACUACUCAAGAUGAUUCCUUACAUAUCAUUGAUAGCAUCAUUGAAGAGAGUCAGAAGGAAAAUGGUGCCGUCGCAGAACUUUUCAAGCAACUACAUGUUGAUGUGACUGCGGAAGCUGAGUCAAAGGAAGAGAGUAAAGUAUCAGAAGUUCCUGCAGAGGCAUCAAUUGCAGCUGAUGACUCGAAUCCUAUCGAGAGACCAGAGGAGCAACCGGAAUCCUCUGCCACAAACGGAGCGUAUUCUCUGCCUGCCCCCGAUUCCUUAGACCUCCCAGGACCUUCAGGUGCAACGCGGGAAGGUGUUCAGCCCCCAGACAUCACCAGCACAAUAGGACAGAGUCAUACCGAUGGGAUGCUCGUGGUCGCUGAAGGGGAGCAGGAACCCAGGUCCGCUGACAUUUUAGAGCAGGUUUCAUUCGCAGACAGUUCAGUGGACUCCAUGGACACAUCAGGGCCUACAAAACCACCACGGCAGUUCACGGUAGAACCCGAUAUUGUAGCCAGCACCAAGAAGCCUCCGCCAUCACGGCCACGCCCUCCUAGCGGAGCUCCUCCACCAAGACCCCCUCCACCUGCGAUGCAGCGUCUCCCUUCCAAGAAGUCUCAGGAGUGUCUCAGGCCCAGUGUGCUUGAAGUCUCUGCAGUGGGUCAAGUCAGCAGCGAGACUCUGGAACCCUCUGGUCUGGUGUCUCCGAGUAGCACCGUGAGAAGUUUAACCAGAGAGUUGCAGCACUCCUUGGAUCUGGCCAGUGCCACCAGUGGGGACAAGGUGGUGACCGCACAGGAGAAUGAGGAUGAGGAAGCCUCCGGUCAGGGUGAGGGACAAGUUCCAGGCCCUCAGCGUCCACGCUCCAACUCCGGUCGAGAACUCACUGACGAGGAAAUCCUGGCCAGUGUGAUGAUCAAGAACCUAGACACUGGGGAAGAGAUCCCGCUAAUCCAGGCAGAGGAGAAACUUCCUGCGGGGAUUAAUCCCCUAACUUUGCACAUUAUGAGGAGGACCAAAGAGUAUAUCACGAAUGAUGAAGCACAGUCAGAUGAUGAUGAAAAGUCCCAGGCUCCACUGGCAGACACAGAUGGGGGAAAACUGAAACAGAGAACAACUCAGUUUAAAAAAUUCCUGGGCAAGUCAGUGAAAAAGGCCAAGCAUCUUGCUGAGGAAUACGGAGAGAAGGCGGUGAACAAAGUGAAAAGUGUUCGCGAUGAAGUUUUCCACACAGAUCAAGACGACCCGUCCUCCAGUGAUGACGAGGGGAUGCCCUACACCAGGCCUGCCAAGUUUAAGGCAGCGCACAGCUUUAAGGGUCCGUUUGACUUUGAUCAAAUCAAGGUUGUCCAGGAUUUGAGUGGCGAGCACAUGGGGGCUGUGUGGACAAUGAAGUUCUCACACUGUGGCAGGCUGCUGGCUACUGCUGGCCAAGAUAACGUAGUUCGCAUCUGGGUCCUAAAGACCGCCUUUGACUAUUUCAAUAACAUGAGAUUGAAAUACAACACAGAAGGUCGAGUGUCACCUUCUCCCUCUCAGGAAAGCUUGUGUUCCUCCAAAUCUGACACUGAUCCCGGGGCAAGUUGUGCUCCAGAGGACCCAGAUACAGAAGACAGGAACGCCCCUUUUCGCCAAGCCCCCUUCUGCAAGUACAAAGGCCAUACAGCAGAUCUUUUGGAUUUGUCUUGGUCAAAGAACUUCUUCCUGCUUUCGUCAUCCAUGGACAAAACAGUCCGACUGUGGCACAUAUCCAGGAGAGAGUGUCUCUGCUGCUUUCAGCACAUUGAUUUUGUCACAGCAAUCACAUUCCAUCCCAGGGACGACAGAUACUUUUUAAGUGGCUCUCUGGAUGGGAAGCUACGAUUGUGGAACAUUCCGGACAAGAAGGUGGCGCUGUGGAAUGAGGUGGACGGACAAACGCGCCUCAUCACCGCUGCAAACUUCUGUCAAAAUGGGAAAUACGCUGUCAUCGGCACCUAUGACGGAAGAUGCAUCUUCUAUGACACAGAGCGUCUGAAAUAUCAUACCCAAAUACAUGUACGGUCCACCAGAGGCAGGAACAAAGUUGGGCGAAAAAUCACUGGUAUUGAACCAUUACCUGGAGAGAAUAAGAUUUUGGUGACCUCAAAUGAUUCCCGCAUCCGCCUUUACGACUUGAGGGACUUGUCUCUAUCCAUGAAGUACAAGGGUUACGUCAACAGCAGCAGUCAGAUUAAGGCCAGUUUCAGCCACGACUACUCUUUCAUCGUCAGUGGCUCAGAGGACAAAUACGUGUACAUCUGGAGCACUUACCACGACCUCAGCAAAUUCACAUCAGUGCGAAGAGAUCGCAAUGACUUCUGGGAAGGGAUUAAAGCACACAACGCUGUCGUCACAUCAGCCAUUUUUGCACCGCACCCAGGCCUCAUAGUGCCACAAGAGACCGGUGCAGAGAAAACAGACGCCGAUUGCAAGAGCGUUGACUCUAAUGAAUCGGAAACGAUUCCCUCAGGUGCCCUCAAGACGGAUCACACAGAGGUUCUACUCUCUGCUGACUUCACUGGAGCCAUCAAGGUUUUCAUUAAUGUGAAGAAAUAUUGAGCUCCAUGAGACUUAUUUGUAACUCACACAGAUAUAUAAUUGUUUUAUCUCCGAGCUUGACAGCUGCAUCACAGCGUUACUUUUCAUCUUAAAUACCAAGCAACUGUGAUUAGUUUGACGUUUCUAAAAGCUCUAAUUGCCAACGUUACCGUUCUGUGGUUUCAGCAGACGCGUUCAUUAAUAUGGAAUAUGUGGUUAGCUUCUUGUGCUGUCGCAUUUCUCAGCGGUUAUUUCCUAACUGUUGCAAGACACUGUCUCCACAUUUCAACGAGUCUUGAAAUAUUUUUCUGUAAAUGUGCCUAAUUUUGUGUUUGUUUUCUUUAUUUUUUUAAAAUGUUUCAGAUUCUCGACAUUUCCUUUGCUGAUCAUAGCAACAUUUUAGAUACAGCAAAUCUGUACGUUUAUGAUUGAGUGGGGUCACGUAUCAUACUUUGUACUGUACAUGUACUUUUCCGAAACACUAAUGGCUCUACGUUUGAUACAUUUCAAUAGAUUAGGACUGCAGAUGUACAAUGUACCAUUGCACACUUAUUGCUUUUGUAAGCAACUUAACACUCUAUUGGUGUCCUCAAUAAAAAUGUUUAAUAUUUCAA